Molecule: messenger RNA, 969 nt
Organism: Saccoglossus kowalevskii
Lineage: Eukaryota; Metazoa; Hemichordata; Enteropneusta; Harrimaniidae
Product: ankyrin repeat domain-containing protein 42-like
Molecular function (GO): protein binding
Source: RefSeq, a predicted model, not a curated record
UUAUGAACAGUGCUGGUGAGACACCAAAAGAUAUCGCUAAACGAUUCGCCCAAUUAUCCUGUAUCAAGCUGCUGGGGGAGGAGGAUUCCGAAGAUCAUUUAACGACUAACACAACUUCUUUUGGACAACAAACUGUGUCCAAUAUUGCAAGUCAUAAGCCUGCAUUGCAGUCUGGUUUCCAACCAAUGUCUCAUGCAAGCAGUCAAGAAAUCCUGGAUGACAUAAAACAUGAGCUUCCCCUUGACGCUGCGAAUCCAUAUUCUGAUGAUGGGCAAGAGGGAUAUGAUGAUGAAGACAAAGAGGAGAGAGAAGAAAGAAGAGCACGAAAGUUUUUAGAUCAUGGCAGCACUGAUGGAGAAAGUGUUAAACUCGCACCUAAACAAAAACAUGAAGCUAGAGGUCGCGCUGCUAAGCGGAUUGAGGAACUGAUGAGGUUGUUGGAGAUCUCCAAACAGAAUUUUCAUCAGUUAGGUGGUAGGCUGGAUGAAGAUAAGAUGGGUGCGCAGAGAGACAGAGAGAGUGAUCGAAUAAUCCAGGAGCUGGAAGCACAGUUGGAGUAUGAGCGAUUAAGACGUGAACGACUGGAAUCACAACUGGACGAAAGCCGUGCUGAGAUUUCCCAUUUGAACCUGCAAUUGGAAAAAGCUCUUGAAAUGAAAGAGAGUGAAGAUGAGAACAAAACAAAGAAAAGAACCAAGAAAAAGACCAGGCCAGCCAGUGCUAGUGGCGUGUUUGUCAGACGCAAUGUUUCAAAACCAGCAAUGAAAGUUAAUGCAGACAUUUUUUAGACUACAGCAAUGGUUCAACAUAGAAUUCUUUAUACAACUGUAUAUAUUUUUAAUUGGACAUUGGGCCACACUGAUUUAAUUUUAUGGAUGACAUCCUCUGAAGACCCCAAAACUAAUGCGAGAGGGCGAAAAAAAAAUCCUGCCAAAAAAAAAAUGCUGCUAAAACCACAGGACUACGGAG